Molecule: messenger RNA, 3550 nt
Organism: Salvelinus sp. IW2-2015
Lineage: Eukaryota; Metazoa; Chordata; Actinopteri; Salmoniformes; Salmonidae
Source: RefSeq, a predicted model, not a curated record
UUUGGAUUAUGCAUAUCUGUGUUUUCCACUGCACUGGAUCUGGAUGCAGGAUCUAGCCAGCCCAGAACUGCAGCAAGUCAGCUGGUUUUAUCCAUUUACCCCAUAUGGCUUUUUCCUCCCUUUUUCUCUUCUAUUUGUUUGAAUAGCGAAGAUGAGCAAGAGGCAGUCGGUCAGCUGCACAGUGAGCACAGGGGAGCAGGAGGACACACAGAACAGUACAGGCAUUUUGAAAUAGAAAUAUAAAAGGAGGAGAGGAAGAGGAGGAGGAAGAGGAGAGUCUGUGUUGUGUGGCAGAGUUGUGGUGUGUUCCUUGCUCAGUGCCUAGCAGUAACAUGGCUGUGAUACAGAAGAAGGAACACAGGGAGACCCCCAGCAAGAAGACAGCACCCCAAGAAGACAGAAAGGGUCUUUCUACCAGAGAUACUCUAGACAAGCAGAAAAAGGAGAGCAGAGCCGGGAGACGGGGAGAAAAAGGCAAUGAAGACAUAAAGCCCAAUAAAUCAGAGAAGAGGAGAGCAGUCAUCUGUGUCCCUGCCUCCAUCAAAUCAGCUGUGAUCAGUAACAACACAACCAGUCCUGUAAACGCAGCAGGGCCACAGGCGCUGAAUGUUGAUGACAGGCUGAGACUAGCGAAGGAGCGGAGGGAGGAGCAUGAGAAUCAGCUUGUGUCCAGAGAGCUGGGCUGGUUGGCUCGAGAGGAGCGGGCCAGGCGUCUUUAUGAGCAGCAGCUGGAGGUGAGGAAGAGGAGGCUACAGGAGCAGAGAGAGAAGGAGGAGAAGCGAAGGACAGCUCUUGAGCGGAGGGAGGAGCUUAAGAAACAGCUUGUGUCCAGAGAGCUGGGCCGGUUGGCUCGAGAGGAGCGGGCCAGGCGUCUCCAUGAACAGCACCUGGAGGAGAGGAAGAGGAGGCUGCAGGAGCAGAGAGAGAAGGAGGAGAGGAGGCGCACUGCCGUGGAGGAGAAGAGGAGGCAGAGGAUGAAGGAGGAGACAGAGCGCUAUGAGUCUGUGGUGAAGAAGACCUUAGAGAAGUGCCAGAGGGCCAAACAGAGACUGAGCCAGGGCUCUCGAGGAAGGAAGACCAACAACAAGAGCGCUCCUCGCAGCUCUCCCCUGACUGCCUGGGAGAGGGCUCUGGUCUGUCGCCUCCUCACCCCAACAUGCUCCUACCUAGCCAGGAGAAGGAGUCAUAGUUGUCAGUCAAGAGAAGAGGAAGUUGUCCAUGUUUGUCCCCGUUCAGCUUCAUGCCACUCCAUACCUGCCACUGCCACCAACUGUCAUAAAUCACCACACCGCUCUGGCACACCUGACCACCACCGGGUGCAGGCAGGCCUCCAGGCAGACUACCGCUCUGGCACACCUGACCACCACCGGGUGCAGGCAGGCCUCCAGGCAGACUACCGCUCUGGCACACCUGACCACCACCGGGUGCAGGCAGGCCUUCAGGCAGAUUACCGCUCUGGCACACCUGACCACCACCGGGUGCAGGCAGACUUCCAGGCAAAUCUCCGGGCAGACUACCGGUCCAACAUCUGGGCAAACUACCAGUUAAAAGCAGCACAGCAGAAGGAGAGUGAGAGGACGUUCAGGAGGAAUAGACAGCAGCCUCACAUACCCAAUGCUCCCGUGAAAAUGUUACCCACAAACAUACAGAGCAGAGAUGCAGUGCCCUCUCCAGAACGUAAACCUGUGAUCAGACACAAACCUGUGAUCAGACAGCCUCCAUCACAGCAGGUUGGGCUGGAACUGUACCCUGUUCCGGAGGAGGAUGGUCCUCCAGUCUCCAACCAAACCCUGUCCCCUGGGAACUCACGGCCCAGCCGGACCAUCUCUCCUUGGGCUCCAGUCCCCAAUCACACCCUCUCCCCCGGGAACUCACAACCAAUCAGAAUCUCAGCAGCAGCAUGGGACCAGGUCCAACCAUUCGUAGGCUCAGCAGAACCUCAGACAGUCCCCACACCUAGAACUGAGGGCGAUACAGGCCCCCUUCCUGGAGCCCCCUCCUGCYCCAGGCCGUCUGCUGGCACCAUGGAUCCAGAGGAGGCCUCAUGUCUUCUGGCCGAGAAGAGAAGAGAGGCCCGUCUGAGGAGAGAGAGAGAGGAGGAAAGCCUGCGCAGGGAGGAGGUAGAGAGCAGAGGCAGAGAGGAGCUGGAGCGCAGGAGGGCAGAGGAGCGAGUACGGCUCGAGGCUGAGGCCCAGUGGCUGGUAGAGGAGAGGAGGGAGGAAGAGGRGCGGAGACAUGCAGAGGAGGAGAGAGCCAUCUGGGCCACACAGGAAGCUGCUCUCCUCCAGAAACAGAGAGAGGAGGAGGAGGCCCAGGUCAGGGACAAGGCAGAGCAGCAGAGGCUGCAGAGAGAGAAGCACUUCCAGAAGGAGGAGGAACAACGGCAGGAGAGGAAAAAGCGACUGGAGUUGAUCAUGAGGAGGACUAGGAAGACCUCAACUGAAGACAAAAAAACGCCUGUCCUGAAUGGGAAGACAAACAGAAACCCCUCUCCAGAGGAAGCCCAACCAAAAAAGAACACUGAGCCUGUGAAGAACGGCAACGGCACUUUAGAAGAGGUCAACCUAGGGGUCGGGACGGGGACCAAGCCGACCAAUCUAGGUCUGAGUGGCGUGGAAGACAACAUGGUUCCUGUCGUGGCCUUCAAAGAACGCAGGUCCCUGCUAACUCUGACCGGCAUGGAGGAGAUCCAGGCCCAUCAGAGGGCAGAAGUUAUCUGAGUAUCGUACAGAUCAGAGGGGAGACAACCCAUCCACGAAUAUUUCCACAGCUGUGGCGUUUUUUYCCUUUUUUUGACAAAGAAAGGRAUAACUGCAGCCUUUUUCCUGCCCUGCACKUUUAGAGAGAGUAUGUGACRAGAAACAAACAUUUCUCUGGAGGACUUUCUGAUCUCGAAGGAGCACACCACCAUUUGGUCACACUUCUCUUUAAUCCAAAAUGGCACRAGCUGCAUUUGUCAUCACCAUCUACAACACCAGACAGGGGAGCUUGUUUGUCAUUGGAACAACUCUGAACAAUGUUUUAUCUAGUCUGUAAAUGAGGGUCCAUGCCUCAUAGCUGCAGAUUUAAACUGAUUAAAUGAGUAGUUGGAUAUAAUGGGCGUUAGAUACACAAUUUAUUAAUAAAAAUAUGUAUUCUGUCARUACAUUUUUAACUGUAUUGGCACUGAAUGUCUCCCAAUCAUGACUGAUGUUUUUAGCCAUGUGCUUKAGCUUUUCCUAACURUGCUGCUAUUUGAGCACUUUGCCUUCCAGUUAGUAGGAUAGUGGUGUGCUAGUUUCAGAGCAAAAGCUUUUGUUUUGAGUUCAAAUAAAGGCCACUUUCUGACUAUAAUCUAAUAAUAUUUCUCAAAGCUGCUAUGGAACUUGUGUGGUUUGUCGUUUUAGAGAACUAUACUCACUUGAGGGUUGCCCACUUCCAAAGUAUUUUGGCAGUUCCUUACUUGGAAAUUGUGCAAUCAUUUUAGAACACAAAUAAGAGUCUGAAGUGUAAAAUGUAAGUCUGUCUUUUAAAGUGUAAAAACAAAUAAAGCAAUGCACUGAUAAAACUA